AUGGAGAGGGUCAACAAAACCGGCAGUGUCUCUGAGUUCAUCCUCCUGGGACUGUCCUCACGGCCUGAGGACCAGAAGCCACUCUUUGCCCUGUUCCUCAUCAUGUACCUGGUCACUCUGGUGGGAAAUACGCUCAUCAUCCUGGCCAUCCGCUCUGACACUCAGCUCCAGACACCGAUGUAUUUUUUCCUCAGCAUCUUAUCCUUCAUUGAUGUUUGCUACACAACAACCAUUGUUCCCAAGAUGCUGGUGAACUUCCUGUCAGAGAAGAAGUCCAUCUCCUAUGCUCAGUGUAUGACCCAGAUGUAUUUUUUCUUAGCUUUUGCCAACACAGAAAGCUAUCUCCUGGCUGCCAUGGCCAUCGACCGCUUUGUGGCCAUCUGUGACCCUUUCCACUAUGUCACCACCAUGAGCCACUACCGCUGUGUCCUGCUGCUGGCCUUCUCCUGCUCCAUCUCUGACCUCCAUUCCCUCUUACUAGUUCUCCUGAUAAACCGUCUCACCUUCUGUGACUCCAAUGUUAUCCCCCACUUCCUCUGUGACAUCAACCCUCUGCUGAAAUUGUCCUGCUCCUCCACAUUUGUCAAUGAAGUUGUAAUUAACACAGAAGGAUUGAUAACCCUGGUGACCCCCUUUCUGUGUGUGAUCAUCUCCUACAUCCGAAUCCUCAUUGCUGUUCUUAAGAUCCCCUCAGUGGUGAGGAAGCGCAAAGCUUUCUCUACCUGUGGCUCCCACCUCACCAUGGUGACCCUCUUUUAUGGAAGCAUUAUUUAUGUUUAUUUCUGACCUCUGUCCAGCUAUACCAUCAAGGACAGGGUGGCAACGGUCAUCUACACAGUUCUCUCCUCCAUGCUGAACCCUUUUAUCUACAGCCUGAGAAACAAAGACAUGAAGCGAGGCCUGAGGAAGCUGAUGAGCAGGGGGUCCCAGGCAGCACUUUGGUGA
Molecule: messenger RNA, 945 nt
Organism: Suricata suricatta (meerkat)
Lineage: Eukaryota; Metazoa; Chordata; Mammalia; Carnivora; Herpestidae
Product: olfactory receptor 1L8-like
Exons: 1
Biological process (GO): G protein-coupled receptor signaling pathway
Cellular component (GO): membrane
Molecular function (GO): olfactory receptor activity; G protein-coupled receptor activity
Source: RefSeq, a predicted model, not a curated record